Molecule: messenger RNA, 672 nt
Organism: Fraxinus pennsylvanica
Lineage: Eukaryota; Viridiplantae; Streptophyta; Magnoliopsida; Lamiales; Oleaceae
Source: the annotation of a GenBank genome assembly
AUGUUUCUUGGUCUACUAAGAGAUGUUGAUUCUAUGAAGAAUUAUGCAUGGGGGGCUGCAUUGUUAUGUCAUCUGCAUAACAGCUUCAGAGAGUUCAAGGCAGGAAGACUUCGAGGGAAGAGUCCAACAAUUAUGAGUUUCUGUGCUCCUUUUCUCACGUUUUUCUUUUACGAACACAUGCCCGUAAUUCCCCGCGCUAUUUAUGAUUUCGAUAUUUAUCGAGAAGAUUUUGAAGAUAGGGAGUUGAUUUUUACAUUCCCAUUAAUGGUUGGAUGGUCCAACUCAGUGGAGCGCAAGUCUAAAAAUGUUUAUGCACAAAAGAAAAAAGAAAAAUUUGAUUUGCUGCUCACGAAUGACAAUCCAUAUGCAAGAUUACGUGAUGAUUUUCUUCCUGACUAUCUUGCUGGCCAGAUGGAUGUUGCGUUUUCGCGCACAAUUUUGAUAUGUUUUGAGAAAAUAGCACAUCACAGGCCGGACUUGUGCCCACUAAAAAUGAACUUACAAGCUGAUUUAGUUCCAGUUGAGCCAUCAGUGACCAUUGUCAACAAGAAGCGUACCGCUUCUCAGAAAUUUGACUGGAAUGGAAUUCAAUGGAUUGUUUUGGAAAUGUGGCUGAGGGAUGCGCAGGAUAAGCGGCAUAGGGUGCAGGAUAAGAUGAUGGACGGAGGGUAA